AUGACUGGAGAUAUCUGUGGCGGGACAUUGAUUUCGCCGACAGUAAUUUUGACUGCUGCUCAUUGCAUUUAUGGAUCCAAAGCAGAGGACUUCAGAGUUUCUGUUGGGAUGUAUGAUAAAAGACAGAGAAGAGCACCUGGUGUUCAAAGAAGAAAGCCCAGCAGUCUGAUUGUGCACCCGAAAUAUGACUCAACCAUUUUCAUGAGUGACGUCGGACUCAUGAUUUUGAACAAAACAAUAAAAAUAACCAACAAUGUCCGUCCGAUUUGCUUGUGGAACGAUGACUCUGACCCUAAUUUGACUCGCGUGGCUGGAACCAAUGCUAUGGCGGUUGGGUUUGGGCUCGUCGACAACCACACGCGCACAGAUGAUCUGCAAGAGGUUCGACUACCAAUUUUAGCUCACAAAGAGUGCUACUUGUCAAACAGGAGGUUUUUCGGGAAAUAUUUGCGACCGGGAGACAACUUUUGCGCCGGCUACAAUAAUGGAACAACCACCUGCAACGGGGACAGCGGAGGCAGCCUCUCCGUGGAAAAAGACGGCCGCUGGUUCAUCAGGGGCAUCGUCAGCUUUGGAAUGUCGAAAAUAGUGGAGUUUGAGGGCAAAAAUACUUCGUUGUGUCAUCCAAAUCAAUAUUCCCUGUUCACUGACGUCGCAAAUUACAUGGACUGGAUCGUCGAAAACACGUCGGACAUUUCAUUCCGGAAUUAAAUGUGGGUUUUGAAAAAAAGGAAAAUGAUCAAUAUAGUUAUUCAGUAGAAAAAUGGUAGAUGGGACAGAACAAUCUCUUAUAAAAAUAUUUUUUUAUGGUUUUAAUAAAUGGUUACAAAAGUUUUGAUUGCUCGGCUUUUUUUAUGAUUUUUCAGCGACUAAAG
Cloeon dipterum is the source of this 875-nucleotide messenger RNA. Its product is annotated as putative serine protease 45. Lineage: Eukaryota; Metazoa; Arthropoda; Insecta; Ephemeroptera; Baetidae. The record is from RefSeq and is a predicted model, not a curated record. The transcript has 5 exons. Gene Ontology annotation, biological process: proteolysis. Gene Ontology annotation, molecular function: serine-type endopeptidase activity. Bases 1 to 711 code for a protein of 236 amino acids.